AUGAUUCCAUUGGCAGAGGACAUUGCUCCUGCGGAUGUAGUUCUGGGAGACAGAACCACUCCUAACGCCGGUUCCAAUUCCAAUUCCCCUGUGACAGGAUUGUCGAACAGCAAAGGUCCCAGCGGGACUUCCUCCCACCGUCUUUCGACCACCAUACUUCCAGUAGAAAAGCUCAAACCCGCAGCGGGUACCAAUGCAGGCGCCAGAGGUGUAGACGCCGCGGCCAACAUGAUAGACCGGGAUGUACGCCCAAACCAGCGAAAGAAAGAAUUACCUGAGAUCCUUUCAGAUGCGUCCUCAGUAGCUUCGGACGAGUGUGUAACCGCAGAAGACGAGCCUCUCGCGAACGGAAUGGACGUAGACGAGCCUUCCAACGCGCCUCAAGGCACGACCACAGCCACCUCUUCUGUUCUCGGUCCCGGGGCCCUCGAUGGUAGGAUGAGCCCGAAGGGGUGCCUUCCAGCGGCCCCCUUUAUUCCGCCUACUACUCCGACCGACAUCCAUCGUCGAUACUAUUCCUGGCAUGUAUCGGAUCCUGGACUUGUUGACAAAGUCAUCAUUGCUCAAGACCCAUUCGGACGAUUUGUCAAUGACAUCUGUCCUGGUGCAUACCAAUCAGUGACCCAUGUCAACUUUAAGGCCCUCGACGAUUUCUCCGUCAGACCCAUAGGCAUAUACGACCCCAAAUCCGAGAUUGUACGCUACACCAAGGAUUUGGGCUUAAUCAGUCAUGAGAACGCACAGACUCUUCUUUCCGGAAAGGACGACAUGCCUGCGACCAGAGCGUUGCGCUCCGGGCUGUAUGUCUUCCGCAAUGUAUCUCUCGGCCUCGUAUGUGUCAUUUUCUGGCCUCAGGACACGACCUGGGACGACGAUGCGAUUUCAUCCGUGGCUCGUAACAGGGUCACGUUUAUGCGAUACCUCACGAAGAUUGCCGAUCAAAUCGUCGUUCUCGUACCAGAUGAUUUUUCCGAUUCGAUGAUUCUCGCAGAGGAAGCUCCCGCUGAGCCAGUUGAAGACAGCGUUGAUCGGCUAUUCACGUUUGAGGUCAUGAAGACGCGUGAGGAAGAGGAAAACGUUAUCGCUACGGAAGGAUUUAAGAUAAACAAUCUGCAGCUCGGACUUGAGCGUGCGCCAGACAAUACUUCCAUACCUACAGAACUCUUUCGUCCGCGGCUCAUCCCUGGCGAGACAUGCUUAGGCUUCAUGUUGAUCAGCUACCAGAUGGCCAGGACCAUGCAAAGCGCGAAGAUCGAGGAGUACCCUCGCACUCGGCUGUCGGAGUUGAUCAAGAAGAGGUCUUUCGUUCUGGCCAGUUCUUUGUCGGAAGAUGCAUUUGGGAUUCUGGUUAAGUUUGGCUUGCCGGCUUUCGUGGAAGAUGAUUAUCGACAGCUGGAAGAGCAACGAAAAUCUUUGACGGCUGACCUCAACAAGGAAGAGUUGGAAGUGUUCGACAGGUUAGGAAGUACCCUUCGAGAGCAAAACCCAUUACUCGUCGACACCCUCUUCACGGAAGCAGCUGCCGUGGUUGAAGGCACAUUCGGGGCAUGUUGUGUCAAUACUCAAAUGAUGACACAUCUGGUGAACAUCCGCAUAGCCGCGGAAUUGCUCGAGCACUUGAACGCCCUCCAUCGCGAUGUUGGGAAGUAUCGUCGUACUUUGCUUUCUGAUCACAGGCUCAAGACCAUUGGAGUGAAGAGCUUCACCGCUCAAAAGGAGAAAAUUAUCAAGUUACAAACAUCUGGAAAUCAGGCAAAUUCUGCUCUAGGCCAUUCAGAGAAGGGUUCAGAAGAGAAGACUGCUUCCGGUUUAUGGGUGAUGAACGUGGCGACCAGGGCAGCGUCGAAAGCAAUCUCGACGAUCGUGCCAGGUCCCGUCUUCGGGCCUGCGCACCACAACAGUCAUAGCCAACGGAUGCCUGAUGACAUAGAUUUUCUGUGUACACUCCCUGCUGUGACUAAUGCGUCCCCCGAGGUGGCAGCCGAGGCACACGAGGCCAUCGCCAUCGCGCGUCGAAAUUUCACGGACUACAUCUGGACAUCGGUCAAUAAAGUGGCGCGGAGGAUUGAAGACCUUCAGCGCGAUGAGUGCGAGAAGCAACUACAGGUCCAUCGUAAGCGCCCGAUAGUGAAUACCUGGGAUGACUCUAGGAGGACAUUCAUUGCGAGAAUUCAGAACAGCUUUGUCCGCGACCCUGACGAUGUAUUUGAGAUAGAAGACGUCCAAAACAUUAGUUCCUCAUGGCCAACAGACGGAUCCUUCCGCCUGUCUGGUAUUUCGCAAUGGAAGAACGAGGCAUCUCUCAAGCAUGCUAUUAGCCCGCUUUACCUAACUGAGACGGACGAACAAGCUAUGCGGCUCGAUAAGACUCAUGUACCUACUCCGCGACUCCAGAACUCAGCCUACUCGUUCGAUCUGACCCUCAACCAUCGCAUACUGUUCAUCCAGCUAUUACAUGACUCGCGCUGCCUGCUAAUAGCUAGGAAUGAGGCUGGAGGCGACGUGUCCAUAUACCUCGAACGCCUCAUCGAUCUCGACAACGCCGUCAAGUUUUCGCGACGCAAGAAGGUGCUCAGUGCUGACAAGCUACACGGCGACCUCCUGUUCUCAUUUGACGAGACGAAGCGAAUGCUCGCUGUGUGCACUAUCGGAAAGUUGCAUGUACAUGCGUUCGUCUUCGACGAGCAUUACCGAAACUUACAAGGCCUCGGAUCGACUAUCGAGCUCUCCCCCUGGUACGACCAACACAUAAAACUGGUACACAUGAUUUUCCGCUGUGGUGCAGACGAAGAGUUGCUGCUCGUGGACAACACAGGACGAGCUCGCAUACUGUCACUUACUACUCAGCAAUUCCGUCCUGCAUCUCUGCAGUUGCCGUCUUCUACUCGGAGUUUGAAAUCUUCACCCGAUGGCUCCUGCUUCUUUGCCCUGGAACCGCUUCGAAACAGGCUGUUACUGCGAGCAUACCACUGGGCCAGCUUCGGUUCGUCACGAGGAAUUAGCGCUGAGCUCCCGGCCAUCCUUUUUGACUCCCUUGAGAUCACCACGUUUUCACUUUCGACAUUGCCUCGGCCAGCAUGCACUCCAAAGCUCUACAUAUCUCGCACAAGAGCACAGAGUUCACCUUCCGUGCUGACGACAGAAACGCCCAUCGCCAUCAUGGGCAGAAGACGAUCGCCCGCAGUGCCAUUAUUGAUUGCCACCGCGAUGUCUGGACCCGAUUUCCUGUUGUGCCAGCGGUCCGCAGGUGUACUUUCAAGUUUUCGCAACGAGCUCGCCGAUCAUUUGACAUUCGUCUCGUAUCUGCCAUCACAGCUCCUCUCCACGUACUUCUCCGACAUGAUCAUUUCGUUCGAGAGAGCCACACAUAAACCGGUCGAAGACGAGCUGGCGAACAUCGAUGUGUCCGGGAUGACAUAUUCUGUUUUCAUGAAGCAGGGUGAUCAGGUCGUCUCGCAGCUGAGGGCGAGCGAGUGGCUCGUCGAUAUUCUCUGUCUGAUUCCCAUUCACAUUGCUAUCGCCCAUGACAACCGAUUCGUGCCUCUGAAAGAUGGGGUAUGGUCUGCCGACUUCGAGCGUGACCUGCUCGGAGCGACGGUCGAGCGGGUUGUCGAUAAGCUGACAUUCGGCUGGUAUGAGUCUAUCUUCAAGUCGUAUAUGGCUGCUAAAGUACGUGGUUAA
This is a messenger RNA of Phanerochaete carnosa HHB-10118-sp, 3681 nucleotides long. RefSeq lists its product as uncharacterized. The record is from RefSeq and is a predicted model, not a curated record. Lineage: Eukaryota; Fungi; Basidiomycota; Agaricomycetes; Polyporales; Phanerochaetaceae. Bases 1 to 3681 code for a protein of 1226 amino acids. The transcript is spliced from 13 exons.